UCGAUAGUCGAUAGUCGAUGGGGAGACGUGUCGGGAAAACCAUGGAGCUACUUUUUCGCUUGGUCGUGCUGUCAUCAUUAGUUUGCCAUGUAUGUUUUGCUGAGCCGUCUGUUUACCAAGUUGGCGCCGGAAUUGCUGAUGUCACGGGACCUGCGGCUGACAUCAACAUGAUGGGUUACGCAAAUCCGGCUCAAUUAUCUGCCGGAAUCCACACUCGCCAGUACUCCCGAGCUUUCAUAAUCAACGAUGGAUCCCAAAGUGUCGUCUUUAUCAGCGUGGAUUGCGCGUUAAUGGACCAAGUCAUCAAAACCGAGGUCUCAAGGAGACUUGAGUUACAGUACAAAGGCGUGUACACGGCCAAGAAUGUGGUUAUCAGUGGGACACAUACGCAUUCGGGACCGGGUGGCUACCUUCAAUAUGUUCUCUUCCUCGUUACCAGCAAAGGCUGGGUCCAGCAAUCAUACGAUGCUUUGGUCGACGGUAUUGUACAGAGCGUCGAACGAGCUCACACCAACAUGAUUCCAGCAAAUAUCUAUUACGCAAGUGAUAUUUUAAUCGACGCCAACAUCAAUCGCAGCCCUGCUUCUUAUUUGAACAAUCCAUCAUGGGAAAGAGCCAAGUACACGUACAACACGGACAAGGAUAUGGUCCAGCUGAAAUUCGUCUCGGCAGCAGAUGGUAAACCGAUCGGCGUUAUCAACUGGUACGCCGUUCACUGCACCAGCAUGAAUAACACCAACCCGUACAUUUCUUCGGACAACAAAGGCUAUGCUGGGUUAUUAUUCGAGGCGGAAAUCAACGGACCUGACAUCAUGCCAGGCAAAGGUCCGUUUGUAGCGGCUUUCGCCAGUACCAAUCUUGGGGAUGUGUCGCCCAACACGAUGGGAGCCAAGUGCCUCGAUACAGGACUCCCGUGUGAUUUCGUGAGCUCUUCGUGCAACAACCGAACGCAGCUAUGCAUCGCCUUCGGACCCGGAAAAGACAUGGUUGAAAGCACCCAAAUUAUCGGAGAUAGGCAAUUUCAAAAAGCUUGGAACAUGUAUGAUGUAGCCGACACGGAGCUGGAAGCCCUGGAAGGUCCCGUUCAGUUUGCCCAUCAAUUUGUUGACAUGCCCAAUUACAACGUUGAGGUCCAAGAUCCCGUCAAUGGGCCAACGACGGUGAAGCUGUGCAAGCCGGCCAUGGGCUACAGCUUCGCAGCUGGAACCACUGACGGACCUGGUGCCUUCGAUUUCACACAGGGAGUGACUUCUCCCAACGACUUUUGGAAUCUUGUGGGUUCCGCACUGGUUGAACCGAGCGAAGAAGUGAAGCAAUGCCAAUCACCCAAACCCGUUUUACUUUCAACUGGAGAGAUUUCCUGGCCGUACGCCUGGCAUCCUGAUAUCGUGGAAACACAAAUCUUGCGCAUCGGGCAGUUCCUGAUUGCGGCCGUUCCGGGUGAAUUCACGACAAUGGCCGGAAGACGCCUCCGCGACGCACUAAAUUCCGAAGCCAUUAAUAACGGCGGGCCAUCUAGCGUUAAGACAGUUAUUGCCGGACUCUCUAACGGCUACACUCAUUACAUCACCACGUUUGAAGAAUAUCAGAUUCAACGAUACGAAGGUGCCUCGACCAUUUAUGGACCGCAUACUCAUUCCGCUUACCUGGAUCAGUACAGGAAAUUAACAAGAAGCAUCUUCAAGAGUGAACCCGUGGACGCCGGGCCAACUCCGCCGUUUUUGCUGGACGAGCAGAUCUCCCUGGUACCUGGCGUCGUUUUCGAUAGGCCGGCCUUCGAGCGCAAGUUCGGUGACUGUCUUGUCCAACCGUAUCCGUUCGUGCGACCCAACGAGACUGUGACUGCGACAUUCGUGGCCGGCCACCCGCGUAACAAUCUGAUGUUGGGAAAUUCUUUCAUGGCUGUGGAAGCCAAGCAAUCCGAUAGUAGCUGGAAAGUCAUCCGAACGGACGCUCAUUUCGAUACAUUUUUCUUUUGGGAAAGAACGUCAGCUGUUGGGCAGAGUGAGGCGCAUUUGCGCUGGAUCGUGCCAGCUGACACUCCGGAAGGCGAAUAUCGCAUUUCACACUUUGGCUAUUACAAAAAUAUCGACGCUAAUGUCUUCCCUUACAACGGCACCACCCAAUCUUUUAGCGUUGGAGCUUAAUACACGACGAUUUUUCUUGUAACUAAAUCAAGCUUCAAAUAAGCUUAGAAAUGCAAAAUGCUGAUUAAUCGAAUUAGAGUUGGAUUGAGAAAAUACAAAGUUUAUCCUGA
Molecule: messenger RNA, 2257 nt
Organism: Daphnia pulicaria
Lineage: Eukaryota; Metazoa; Arthropoda; Branchiopoda; Diplostraca; Daphniidae
Product: neutral ceramidase-like
Exons: 15
Coding region: 18-2147 (709 amino acids)
Biological process (GO): sphingosine biosynthetic process; ceramide catabolic process; long-chain fatty acid biosynthetic process
Cellular component (GO): extracellular region
Molecular function (GO): N-acylsphingosine amidohydrolase activity
Source: RefSeq, a predicted model, not a curated record